CAAUCAGCUGUGAGAUUACUUGGACGCCCUGCCCAAACAACACAGACAACAGCACGGAUCGCUGGAAACACCGCGCCGCAUAUUUAGAUUAUAAAUUAGAUCGGUUUUGUUAAUCUGUUUAAAGACUUUUUGCUGUGGUUCCAAAAUGAGCGACGUCGGAGCGGGUAACUUUAAACCUCGCUGAGACGAUGUGAUAGCACAGUAACGUCAACCAGGCACUGUUAGCUGCUGUUAGCAAGGUGUCGGAUGCUAGCUGACCUAGCUAAUAUAUGUGAUAACCCGGCAGCUAGUUGUAAAAGUUGUUUUAGAGCAGCUUUUUUUGUAAAGGUAACGUUGUGUCGAUGAGCUGCUGAACAUUUCUGCGUGUUAGGUGUAAGUGAACAAGGCAACCGACUGGCACAGUCCGAUGUGUUUAUAUCCAUUAGCGCCGUUGCGUGCUUGAAAUUUAAGCUAGCAGGCGAACGUUGAGUUAGCUUAGCUGCUACACCAACGACAACAUCCACCAAACUGGACAAAACAUUGGAUUUAGUCGGGUUUAAGUCGGGCUCGGCGGGUUCGCUGACCCCUCAGAAGAAGAUGAAGAAGAGGAAGGAGCUGAAUGCCCUCAUAGGACUCGGGGACAGCAAGAGAAAGAAGACCAAAAAGGGGUCCGGACACCGACUUCUCCGAACCGAGCCGCCGGACUCAGAGUCCGACUCGAGCUCGGACGACGACGAGUUCAACAACCUGAGCGGCGGCGCCAACUUUGGGAAAAGAAGCUAUGCGCAGUGCUGCAAUGUGUGCUACCCCCUGUUUCUGUUCAUCAUACUAGCUGCCUGUGUCAUGGCCUGUGCUGGACUCAUAUGGAUGCAGAUUGCUCUGAAAGAAGAUUUAGACUCACUGAAAGAAAAGCUGCACAGCAUGGAAUCCAGUCAGAAGGUGUCAUCAGGAGAAAUACCAAAACUAAGUGAAGACCUGAAAAACAAGGAGAGAAAGCUUGACGACAUUGAGAACGGGGACAAGGGGUUGAGCAAACUCUGGUCUAACCUAACAGAAAUGAACAGAAAGAUCAGUUUGCUGGACUCUGCUGUAAACCAUUUAAAGGCAAACUUGAAAUCAGCUGCUGAUUUAAUCAGCCUUCCCACAACAGUGGAAGAACUUCAAAAGAGUGUUGCUACCAUUGGCAGCACACUAACGAGUGUACAGCACGAUGUGAAGACUAUGCAGGCAGCUAUUGAAAAUCAGAAGAAGGACGAUGACUUGAAGAAGACAAUGGACAUAACAGACCUGAGAAAAGCAGUGAGUGAGGCUAACAAGACAGAGGAGCAGCACCAGACAUGGACUGCUGAGCAGAUCCAAAUCCUCCUGUCUACUGUCGCAGAUCUUCGUCAGAGAGUGGUCUCAUUAGAAGACGGGUCAAAACAGAGAUUAAAGGACAAUGAUGCAGCAGCUCAACCUGUAACCACGAGUGAAACUCCUGCAGCUGAGGUGGUGAAAGAAGCUACCACAACCAAAGCAACACCUGGAGAUGUGCACGAGAUGUCCACACCAUUGACAGAGCCGCACACAAGCAGACGUCCACGCUUCUUAACUCCAAAACGCUCCAAGAGAAAUGCUGAGAGAAAAUGCCAAAAGAGGGUGUCCCUGCCUGGUGUCAGUUCUCUGAAAGACUUGGAGGACAUCUUCCCACAGGCAGACAUUGGACAUAAUUCACUCGGAUUAUCUUACCAAGACCUGAGGAAAGUAUUUGGAACAUCAACUCCCAGUGCUCGUACCUUGGCAUGCUUUGACAAUGACGGGGACCAGAGCUACUCCCUCACAGAGCUUAGAGCUGCUGUGGGUCUGUGAGCACAUCAUCACUGACCGCAGUGAACAGUAUUGAAACCCAGUGGGGUCCCAGUGGGGGGUUUGGAGUUUCCCCGACCCUCUUCUGUAAUUGCUGCACUUUUGUGAACUGAAUAUUUAUCAUACUGAUUGUGGAACAGUGGCACUGGCAUGCCCCCUACUCACUCCCCCCUCAGCCCAUCUCAACAACCUCAGCCACAAAACAUUAUCUUAAAUUUUAACAGUAUGAGUACAUGUAUGCAGAAUAUUCAGCUCUUAUUUUAGCAGAUCCCUUGGCUUAUAUUGAUAAACCACAAAAAAAAGUGUUGUGAAUUAUUUCCAAUCCCGUUUUUGUUCUCAAAAACUGUUUUCCUGCACCUGUUUUUUGUUCUUUAUUAACCAGUCUGUCUCAUUUUGAUGUAACAUUUAUGUGCAUCUCGUUUCUGUAGAGGCUGUAAAUGUCAGCCUGUUGCAGAUGACCCCACCCACCCACACUGACACCUGGUACAGCUCACCUAACCCUUAUUUAUAGAAACUCCAGAUAGAAUUUUAUGAAUGUUUACAAAUGACUACUAGAAACAGACUUUUUGUGAGACUGGUUUUAGACGGUUUCCUAACUUAGCUGAAACACACAAUUGAGUGUAAGAGUAAAGAGUUUUGUAUGCUCUUUUCUAAGCUGAAGCAAAAGUUUCUGAUUUAUUUUUCUGUUGAGUGUAUUUCUCAUUUAUCUUCAGUUAGCUGAAAUUGGAAUUAUGUGUCUAGUCAAGCUGUACAUUUAUUUGUAGUUUGUUUUUGUUCUUGUUUUUUUUCUCUCAUCAGUUCUACAAAGUUUGAAGGGCUAUGAACACUUUGAAUCAGCUGGAUAGAAUUUUUUGAAGUGGUAACUCAUGGGGCAUAUGUAGCAAUAACAAAAUGACGUAGAUAUUGCUUGAUUAAAAUUGCAGUAGACAGAAGGCACACCUAGCUCACAACAUAUAACAGGUAGUAUUAGAAGCACUGACCAUCACUCUUUACUUGAUUCAUUUUAUUGCAUUUUUAUGGACCUAAUAAUGGUGUAUUUACAUAACAGAUUUGUCAUACUCAAACACGUUGUAAAAUGGUGUAAAUGUAUUCUCAAUUAUCUUAUGAAAGGGGGGUUGGGUUGGUAAAAUUUGCUUUACAGUCUUAAUCUCAACAUUGUACAUUUUUAAAAAUAAUUCUGUUGUGCUUUGCAUGUUGCUUAUAAUGUAACAUGAACAAAUAAUUUAUAAGCUUAACAUAGUUGACUACUUGUUUUUGCAGGACAAUGGUUAGUUGAGCUCAAAGUGUAAAAUAGCAUCAGCCAUCAUGACUUAGAUUUUGGGUCCAUGCUGCUGCUGUACAUGAGAGAUUUUAUGAAUGUUUUUUUGUGUGAGCACCAAUGAAUAAACACUCAGUUAAAGGUUUAA
Molecule: messenger RNA, 3230 nt
Organism: Lates calcarifer (barramundi perch)
Lineage: Eukaryota; Metazoa; Chordata; Actinopteri; Centropomidae
Gene: efcab14
Product: EF-hand calcium binding domain 14
Exons: 9
Coding region: 577-1827 (416 amino acids)
Source: RefSeq, a predicted model, not a curated record